AUGGGUCAACCAAAGUACCGCCAAAUGAUUGCACAGUUCCAACCGAAAGCCGGAGCCACACCGCAACGAGAACCAAAAGAUGAUCCCCUCGUAUAUAAAUAUGGCUCUCAAGGUCGUCAAGAGGUCAAUCUCACUAAAGGGUUGCUCACCUACGUACUGGAUAUCGAGUUCAGCACCGCAGACAAGGCUGUGGGGAAGCUAUGGAAAGUUCUUGACAAGAUGCAUGUUUUUGACGAAUGGGAGGCACAUGCGGUUUUCGCCGUCAGAAGAAAGGACCACGGUAAAUGUGACUACUUUCUCAUUCCUGGGUCACCAGCAAAAAGAACCUCGUAG
Messenger RNA from Fusarium proliferatum ET1, 333 nucleotides. RefSeq lists its product as uncharacterized. The transcript has a single exon. NCBI's taxonomy places the organism in Eukaryota, Fungi, Ascomycota, Sordariomycetes, Hypocreales, Nectriaceae. Bases 1 to 333 code for a protein of 110 amino acids. The record is from RefSeq and is a predicted model, not a curated record.